AUGUCGGACGUCCUCCGCGACAGUAAUUCAUCCGAUAAGGAGGAGACUCUCAACCCAGAUAUCGACGAGGGAACGCUCAAGGCGUUGUACAGGCAAAUGGCACGGGUAUUACUGGAACUGUGGAUACUUGACUUCGACUGCAUUGGUAGCCUGGAUAGCGACCAAGUGACUGGCAAGCCACAAGUAACCAAACGGCCUUUAACCCUGGCUAUGAACGAGCUAAUCCGGACAUGCGGGCUGAAGGAUAUUACUCCACCGAGAACUUAUACCAGCUCCACAGACUACAUCGUCUCGCUUCUUGAGUUGCAGUCGAAUCAUCUUCGACAACAACUGAAUGACUCCCUUCAAAUCACCGGGAUCAUUGAUUGGGAGUUCUGCUACGCGGCCCCGGCCCAAUUUGCCGGCAGUAUCCCGUGGUGGCUACUUCUGGAACGACCUCAUCGGAUCAUCUACAACUCCGGCGUGAACGCGUUUUUUGAUGAAUUCUUACCGAAAGCAGACCUUUUCUUGCGGUGCAUGGAGGCAAAGGAGACAGAACAGGGGAUCAACCCUUCUAAAUACAAUCUAUCGGCACGCAUGCGGCAGUCGAUCCAGGACAGAAGCGCGUGGUUCAACAUGGCGUGUCGCAUGGUACCAUCAGUCGACAUGAUAUACUGGGACUUACUGGAUGAGUACUGCUGGGGCCCUCGCAAGUCAAUUGCUAGAAGAGUAUACAACAUCACCACCACCCCAGAGAUGCAUAAAGCUCGGGAGGACUUUGUCAAGGCAAAAGUAGAACAGCUGCAGCAAUAUUAUAUGGAGCUUGGAGACGACAACAUUGUCACCUACGAAGAAGAACAAUUCAGUGAAAUGGAAGCCUCUAUAGAAGAAUCUACAAAACUUCAACUGGGGAAGAGUGGGAGCCUUUUCCUAGUAACUGCUAUUGGUCUUACAGCUUUUGUAUUGACUACGGCGCAUAUCAUCAUGAGACGGGGUCGUCUGUGA
Aspergillus niger is the source of this 984-nucleotide messenger RNA. RefSeq lists its product as uncharacterized. Bases 1 to 984 code for a protein of 327 amino acids. Lineage: Eukaryota; Fungi; Ascomycota; Eurotiomycetes; Eurotiales; Aspergillaceae. The transcript has 3 exons. The record is from RefSeq and is a predicted model, not a curated record.